Molecule: messenger RNA, 574 nt
Organism: Ambispora leptoticha
Lineage: Eukaryota; Fungi; Glomeromycota; Glomeromycetes; Archaeosporales; Ambisporaceae
Source: the annotation of a GenBank genome assembly
AUGGCCACAGGAGAUCCAUUCUUUGCGGUCAAAGAGGAAGUAGAACAAAACGUCACAAAUGCAGAAGCACUUUUCCAAAGCUGGACACGCAUAUAUAUAGAAUUUGACCCGGCAAGAUUUAAUUUAUCAAGUAAAGAUGUAGAAUCUCGUAAGAGUUUCGUAGAGGUUACGCGACAUCGAAUACAAGAUAUAAGAUUAACUUUAUCAGAACCACCAGCUCAGUCACGUAAGAAUGCGAAAAAUCAACGACAGGAAUUGUUUGAAGGCGGCCGACAAAUAUUCUCAAUAGAUGACUACUCUUCGCGAUCACGAAGCGAAGAAGUAGAAUUGGAUAAUACGCGUUUCAUAGAAAACGAGGCAUUUCAACAGACAAUACUCGUUCAAGAACAAGACGAACAACUAGACUCACUAUAUGGCACCGCGCGAAAUAUCCACGCUAUUGCGACGACUAUGGGCGCUGAAAUAGAAGAUCAAAAUAUACUAUUAGAUGACUUUGGCCACCGACUUGACAGCGCACAGAGUCGAAUUGAUAGAUCGAUGCGAAAAUUGAUUUAUAUUAUAAAAAAGAACGAAG